UUUAUAAGGUUUUUAAAAGUUUUUUCAAAUUUUCCAUCUGGUUUACAACUAGAACUAAUACAUCAGCCAAGUGGCCCAAUACGUAAGGUUCGAGAGGUCAAAGAUUUCAUCGAGAGGUAUACCAUGUUUUACGGUUGAAUACUCUAAAGAAGCAAAAGGAUAUCGGUUAUACUGUUCUUCACAGAAAAAAAUGUAUGCAAGUCGCAAUGUAUGUUUUAUAGAGAAAAUUGAUCCUGAAGUGAUAUUUAAUGAAUUUGAAAUUAAAAAUAAUACUGGAAAUUCUGAUUUUGGAAAUAUAAUAAUCAGUAAUAAUGUAAGUUUUGAAAGUGAAAACGAUAAUUUCAAUAAUGACACUAGUCUUGAUGAUAAUACGAACAAAUAUUCAGUCAGCAAUGAAAUUGAUAUUAGUAAAAAUGAUGAUAAAAUUUCAGAACGAGAAGAAUGUGAAUCAAAAGUUAAUGAAAGUGAUUUUACGAAAAAUAUUAAUGACAUACGAAUUGAAGAACUUAGAAUAGAAUCUCAUUGUAUUAAAGAAGUAGAAGCACUAGAAGCACGGAUGAUGAUAAUGAAAAUAAUUAUGAUAAUUUUAAUGAUGGCAAAAAUAAAGGCGGUAGGCCAAAAAUAUUAAGAACAAGUAAACCAGGUCGUCCUAUAAUAAUUAGAACAAAACUAAAUUUAAUAAAAUCAUUGAAUGAUAUUGAUACAGUACAGAGAAGUUGUGUCACGAAAAGAUGCUAGUAAAUAGAUUCAAGCAAUGGAAAUUGAAUAUGAUACGUUAAUUUGAUACAUGAGAACUAAUGAAUCUACCAGAUGAAAGAAAAGCUAUUCUAUGUAAAUGGAUAUGUAGUACAAAAAGAAAUGUGGUGAAGUUGAACGAUAUAAAGCCAGAUUGGUAGCCAAAGGAUGUAGUCAAAAAUUUGGAUUUCAUUAUAAUGAAACCUUUUCUCCGGUUGCCAGAUUUAGUACUAUUCGCUUAUUAUUUUCACUUGCUGUAGAAUAUCAAUUAAUUUUACAUAACGUUGGCGUUACUUUUGCUUUCCUGAAUGGAAAUCUUCAGGAGGAAGUGUAUAUGUUACAGCCUGAAUAUUUCUCUAAUUCAACAAAUCACGUAUGCAAAGUUAAAAAGUCGUAUGGACUCAAACAAUCUGGUAGGGAUUGGAACAGAAGAUGGGAUCAUGUACUUUUGUAAAGUAGGAUUAUCUCAUUGUAUUAGUGAUUUUUGUAUAUACUUUAUGAGAUCUAAGGGUAAAUUAAUUUUAAUAAUUGUAUAUGUAGAUAAUUUACUUUUAGAUUGUCAGUCGAGCGAAAUGAUCAAUGAGGUAGAAUUCAAAUUAAGCAUAGAAUUUGAUAUAGUGGACAAGGGUCCUGUUAACUAUUUUUUGGAAAUUGGAGACCGGUAAAAUUACGAAAGAAAUAUAAUCGAAAUAACACAAGAACAAUUCAUACGAGAUUUAGUAGCUCAAUAUAAUGUGUUUGAUUCGCGAAAAUGCCAAACUUCCCUGGACCCGGGUACGAUUUUAAAAAACUGCGAAAAAUGUAACAAAUGCUCAAAAGUGGAUCAUAAAUCCUACCAGUCUCUCAUAGGGUCAGUGAUGUAUAUAUCUGUAGCAACUCGACCAGAUUUUGCAGCUGCUUUAAGUAAACUAUCCCAAUUUAACAAGGAUCCCCAUAUGGAACAUAUGGUAGCUGCUAAACAUCUAUUGAGGUAUUUAAAUACUACGGCUGAUUACAAGAUGAUAUAUAAAGCAACCAGACAACCGUUAUAUGGUUAUGAUGAUGCGGAUUGGGCUGGAAACCACACCGACCGGAAAUCUCAUACCGGAUUUGCAUUUUUCGUAGCAAAUGUCCCUGUGUCUUUGGAAUCAAGAAAACAAUAAUCCGUUGCUUUAAGUACAACAGAAGCUCAAUAUGUAGCGUUAUGUGCAGCGACAAAAGAAGCAAUAUAUUUCAGAAAUCUUCUUAAAUUAAUAAAAUUAAAUGACUUAAUAAAAGAACUUACUGUAAUU
Molecule: messenger RNA, 2006 nt
Organism: Condylostylus longicornis
Lineage: Eukaryota; Metazoa; Arthropoda; Insecta; Diptera; Dolichopodidae
Exons: 2
Coding region: 191-628 (145 amino acids)
Source: RefSeq, a predicted model, not a curated record